Messenger RNA from Paraglomus brasilianum, 664 nucleotides. NCBI's taxonomy places the organism in Eukaryota, Fungi, Glomeromycota, Glomeromycetes, Paraglomerales, Paraglomeraceae. The record is from the annotation of a GenBank genome assembly.
AUGAUGAAUACACAAACCAAGACCGAUAAAACAUUAACUCCUGAAUAUUUGGAGUGGCAUGCUAAAUUAACUAGUUUACCAAGCAUUUUGACAGAUAAAAUUCGCUCCACAUUAUAUAAAAGAUAUAAGAAAAAAACUGGACUCGACCCUUGGAUAAACUCCGAAUCCUCUCAAAUCAAAAAGGAUACUGGUAAUUAUAUGAGUCAUGACUGUAUUACCAAGAUUUCUAAGUUUCCGGAUGAAAAAAGUAUAAUCCAUGAAGCAGUACAUAAACGUUUCCCUUUCUUGUCUUACACUAAUUCGAAUGCAUGGCAUCGAGAUGUAUUUAAAUAUACCGAUUCAGAAGCUAAAUGCCCUGUAUGCAAAGAGGUACAUACAGAUCGAGGUAUAUGGGGCGAUUGGAGCUGUCUCGGUAAAGAUGAUCACUAUUUUCUUAAUUGCCCUUUUCGUAUCGAUCAAAAGAAAGUUAUAAUCGCUAUACAGAGCUUACCAGAAAUUCAAGUAAGCGUGCCAAACAAAACCCGCCUUUAUCAGCCAGAGGCAGGCUUACACCAAUAUGCCAUCGAACAUGGAAUAAAUCCCAAAGAAUUUUCAAUCAUUACAGAGACUGAGAAAAAUAGGUGGGCCAUGGGGUGUUUUCGUGGGGAUUUGGAAAGAGAUAUAC